Molecule: messenger RNA, 4419 nt
Organism: Rotaria sp. Silwood2
Lineage: Eukaryota; Metazoa; Rotifera; Eurotatoria; Philodinida; Philodinidae
Source: the annotation of a GenBank genome assembly
AUGUAUAAGCAAGAUGUGACCAGUGCACAACUUCUUUCUUGGUUCGCUCCACUGGAUGUCGCCGAACGCUAUGAAAAGAAUCGUGGCAUAGGUUCGAAUGAUAUAUUCUACAAUUGUUCAUCGCCAUGGUUCGGUUCGCAUUGUCAAUACAAGUUCGAAGGCGAUAUUCCAUCGUCAUUCGAUAAGAUCAUCUAUGGUUCAUUUCGACAACGAAGCUCACAAUGUUUGAAUACUGAGAAUAGUACAUGUUAUCCAUUUCUAUCGACCUGCGAUCGUGGUCCAUCACCUAUCUGUCUAGAUUGGCGCGAAAUUUGUGAUGACAAACCCGAUUGUAUCAAUGGAGAAGAUGAACAAUUCUGUGAUCAAUUGGAAUCGAGUGAAUGUUCACCUAAAGAAUAUCGAUGUCACUAUGGUGGGCAGUGCAUUCCAUUGGCAUUUUUAUUUGAUGGCGAGAAUAAUCUCGAUUGCUUAGAUGGAAGCGAUGAAGGUGAAUUUGUAGAUAGAAUACUGGACAUUGAACAACGCAAGAAUUGUAUGAAUAAUCCAUUAUUUGAAUGUGAAGAGCGUCGCUGUCGAGAUCGAUAUUCAUUUUCAUGUGGGGAUGGAGAAUGUAGUCCACGGCACUUGCCUAUCACUUUUGACUAUCACUGCUACAAUCACCGCACAGUAAAACUCAUUCGAACAGUUCUCGAUUCGAAUAUGGAUUGUCAACAAACAUUAUUAUGUUUAUUAGGACUCUCAAAGCAAUGGACCAAUCAUUGUUCGCCACCGUCUAUUAUUCACUAUCCAGUUAAUCGUUGUCAUUCUCUGGCAUCACAGUGCCAUUCAGAAUGGAUUACUAUACCUCAACAACCAAUUCUAUUCGGUUUUUUUCAAUUUAUUUAUUUGACAAAUCGAUCAAUCGAUGAAUUCGAGAUGAACAUUCUACCAGAUUAUAUCUGUUUCGAUUCGCACCGUUGUCCAGGUUUGUUACAAUUCAUUGUUGUUAGAAAUUUGACUAAUGGAUUGAGUUGUUGCCAUCGAAAUGAUCUUCCUGAUGAAAUUGGAAACGCAACGGUGACUAACUUCUAUAUGAUUGAAUUUGUUUUUGAACCUCUUAUUCAACGAUGCUUAACGAUUGGCCGCGAAGAUUUCUGUUCGGAUUCGUCUCUUUUCUAUUGUUCACAAUCAAUGAAAUGCAUAUCGUAUCAUCGUCUCGUCGACGGUAUGCGAGAUUGUUUCUUUGGAGAAGAUGAAUCUUAUGAUGCUUGCUCUUUGAAUGAUUCCAGCCGAUUUGUAUGUCAGUAUGAUCGUAGUACAUGCUUGGCAUUCAUUGCCUUUAGCAACGGUGUAAUAGAUUGUGUUGAUGCAGAAGACGAAUUGUUAAAUCCAUAUUUGUUGCCAAGCAAAUUCGACUAUAUCUAUUCAUUAUUUUGCGAUGGUUUUAUCGAUAGACUCAUUAUCAAUGAUAGUUUGGUCGAUGAAACCAAUUGUGAAUAUUGGCCUUGUAAUACACCUUAUGUUCGAUGUGAUAAUGUUUGGCAGUGCCUGAAUGGUAUGGACGAAUUGAACUGUCCCGAUAGUCGAUGGCCAGCGAAUCAACAUGCAUGUUCGCUCAAGAAUUCCUCAGAUUUUGUCUGUCUACCCAUCGAAUAUUUAUACGAUACAGUUUUCAACGAUUGUCCUUCCUAUCCGGAAACAUUAUGGCGUCGAAUUUAUUUCAAUAAUCAAACUAAGAUGAAUAUAAAUGAAAGUCUCGCAUGGCACAAUAAUCGAUGUAUUACACGAGAAAAACUCUGCCGUUCAAAUUCCGUGCAAUCGGAAGAAACAUUCGAGAUUGGUUGCCCAUACGUUGAUAAAAGUUUGUUGCAAAUAGAAGAAAAUAUUGCAACAUACCAUGGAGAAUACGUUUGCCAUGAAUUUCCUGUCGGCCAGUACCAAAAUUCACGACAUUAUUUUUUGUCAUCACGUUUAGGAUUCUUUCCACCACCAUCGGCCAUUCCACCAAUAACAACGAUUGUAACCAAUGAUUCACAAGUAUCCAACAACUACACAAUCGAUAUCGAAUUGAAUUACCAUUGUUAUCGAGGCAUUUUCCUUCGAUUCGGACCGUCUGAAGGCAAGAAAUGUUUUUGUCCACCGAGUUCUUUCGGUGAUCAAUGCCAAUGGCAAAGUCAACGUGUCAGUUUGACACUUCAGUUCAUCUUUCGCAGUGUCAAAUUUGGAAUAAAUGUCUUUCAGAUCAUUCUCAUGCUGAUCGACGAAAAUGGGCGAAUCGCACCGAAUAUCGAACAGUUAACAUUUAUACCAGUGCAUGAUUGUGGCAUCAAGUAUAAUCUCUAUCUACUCUAUCCCGAUCGACCGAAAAAUUCAUCGAAAAACUAUUCUGUUCAUAUCGAUGUAUUCGAUCGAUUGACAUUGAAUUAUCAUGUCAGUUGGCAUCUAUCAAUACCGUAUUCAUUUUUACCUGUUAAUCGUCUAGCUGCUCAAUUAAUAAUUCCAGAUCAAGCAGAAACCGAAGAUUGCCAAUUAGACUGUGGUCAUCAUGGUCGAUGUCGCCGUUAUGCUAAUAAACGAACAUUGCUCUUCUGCCUAUGUGAUCCAGGUUAUUCGGGCUUAGCCUGCAACGAAACACAUCGAUGUUCGUGUGUUAUUGGCGCACGAUGUCAUGCACCAUCAUUCUGUCUGUGUCCAUUGCAUCGAUUCGGUCGGCAUUGUUUCUUAGAACAUACCAUUUGCAAAUUGAACAAUCCUUGUGAAAAUAAUGGAUUCUGUGUACCCGCCGAUGUACGUUUGGACUUUCAUGGAUUCAUUUGUUUUUGCAAAGAAGGUUUUACUGGUUUGAGAUGCGAAAAGAUCAAUAAUCAGAUCACACUUCAAUUCGAACAACAUUUUCUUGCAACUGUUUCAUCGGUCGCUAUUCAUCUGAUCACGGCCUUCAACGAUCGAAAACACGAACACAUAACUUUAUUUAAAAAGAUUCCGAUUGAUAAGGAUACAAUUACUCUUCAUCUUACAGAUCCAUUUCAUAUUCUUCUUGUUGAAUUAUUCAAUCGUACUUAUUAUUUAACAAUUCUACGAGAAAUAUUCAUACCAUCGGAAUCGAUUCAUGCUGAAAUCAAAUCAAAUCAAAGUUGUCCAUCGAUUGAAGAACUUGGUAAUGCGACAUGGAUCAAUUCUCCUGUUUGGCAUCGACUUAAAUAUUAUCCAUUAUUAUGUCGACAACAACGCCGAUUGAUGUGUUUCUAUGAUGAUAUUUUCAUAUGUAUCUGUGAUUUGGAUCGAUUUGCCAAUUGUUUCAAUUUCAAUCAUUCGAUAACUUACAAUUGUCAAGAUUCAAAUGUGUGUGAAAAUAAUGGACAAUGUCUUAUAAACAAUGCUACUUGUCCAACGAUAACAUUCUGCAUUUGUCCCGAUUGUUUCUAUGGAACAAAGUGUCAAUUUUCGACACGAGGAUUUGUUCUGUCACUCGAUUCGAUCUUGGGCUAUCACAUUAGAUCCAACGUUGAUCUUUCUCAACAAUCGUUCAGUAUCAAAGUGGCCAUUUCGAUCAAUACGAGUAUUUUAAUAAUUGGCAUUAUUAGUUGUUCAUUAUCAAUGAUGACAUUUCGAAUGAGAAAGCCGAGAAACUGCGGUUGUGGUUGGUAUCUUUUGGCAUCGUCGAUAAUUUCACUUUGUGCCAUUCUCGUAUUGACAAUCAAAUUUUGGUAUCUUGUUCUCUCACAAAUGGCAUUGAUUCAGAAUCGGAUUUUGUUGAAUAUUCUUUGCAUCGUUACCGAUCCCAGUCUCAGAAUUCUUUUAGCAUCCAGUGAUUGGCUAAGUGCAUGUGUUGCUAUCGAACGAUUGGUGACUGUUAAGCAAGGAACUCUAUUCGAUCGAAAGAAGAGUCAAAAGAUUGCCAAACAAAUGAUUUUCAUCAUCGUUUUUCUAACAAUAUCAACACAUUUGCAUGAUCCGCUUUUGCGUCGAUUGGUAGAUGAUUUCGAUGCUGAUGAACAGCGUACAUGGUGUUUCAUUCAAUAUUCAGCAUUUCUUGAUCGAUGGAAUUCGACAAUAACGUUCUUACAUUUUCUCGUGCCAUUCUCGAGCAAUCUUAUUGGUGUUAUAUUUAUGAUUAUAUCAAUAGCACGCUCUCGAUCUCAAUCACAACCGAAAAAAACUAUCAGAGAACAUUUUCGUCAUCAAAUGCAUAAACAUAAACAUCUACUCAUGACACCUGCUCUACUUGUUCUUUUGAGUGUACCACGCCUCAUCAUUCCAUUUUUCACCAAAUGCAUGAAAACACCGCGUGAACCAAGUCUGUUCUUGAUCGGCUAUUUUGUUUCCUUUGUUCCAGCAACAUUACCAUUUUUUAUCUUUGUAUUACCAUCAAAUGAAUACAAAAGAAAUUUUCGAAAAGCCAUCCAAUUAUUUAAACGUCGAUUUCGCUGUGCACCAUAA